CUGAUAUUUUUGUGAAAAUGAAAAAAUGAGAGCAACUGCCCAUCACCAAUCCUUCGUCUCCGUCUCUCCUAUUUUACCUUCAUUUUGAAAUCCACACACACACACAUUUCCUUUCAUUUUCACUCGCUCGAUACAAACAAAAAUGGAAGCUAGAGGGAGAAAGUAGUGAGAGAAAGUUAGGGAGAGAAUCAGAAAAUUGAAAAUUCAACACACGACCAAAAUCGUAACAUUAGCCCCCCAAUCUAUCUUACAAUCAAACAUCAUGCCAUCAGGUGCGAAGAAGCGGAAAGCUGCCAAGAAAAAGAAGGGAAAUCAGUCCAACAACCACCCUAAUCCCUCUUCUGCUUCUGCUCACUCUCAUGCAGGGGAUGAAGACGUGAAACACCAGGACGAUAAAGGGAGUGAUGUUGGGGAGGUUAGUUCACCUGCAUCUCAAGACCACCAUCGCCACGAGACCCUUUUGACGGAGGGGGAGGAAGAAGAGAUUGAGAAGGAAUGGAACCUCUCCAAUCCUCCUACCGUGGGAGAACUGAAGACAGACACUGCUCACGUGCAAAAAGCCUUGGAGAGUGUUGUUCGGGUUGAAACGGAAAUCGAGAUUGACAAUGAAUCGGGACACAAAGAUGAAACGAAAUCUUAUGAUGGAGGUUCAUCUGGUAGAUCUAGUAGUAGCAGCAGCAGCAGCAGUUCAGAUAAUGAGAGUCAUGGUAUCAAGAAUAGUGAAUCUGCCAUGGAUAUUUCUUCAGUCGUUGAUUCAACAAAGGUAGCCGAUUCUUUGUCCGCAAUGUUAGCGGACUCUAUUUUUAGUGCACCAACCAAAGAGGCACGUGAUUCAGUUGCAGAAAAGAUCUCAGUGUCGGGCGAGCAAGUAGGAGUGGAUAUCAGUUCUCCAACUAACAUCACUGUGGCUCCUUAUGUAGUUGAAUCUGGAGACCAGGAAAAUGGGGGAAAGAAGUUGAAUUCUGUUGAGGAUAAAGUUGGUACAUCAAUGGCUUUAGAGAGGAAGGAAGAAGCGAUUGUUCAGUCUGUUCAGGCCACUGCUACAAUUUCAGGUCCGAAGGAAUGUGUUGCACAAGAAACUGAUGAGAGAUUGACAUUGCCAUACAAUGCACAAAGUGCUACUGCUGAUAAUGAAGCUGAACACAAGAAAGAUUCUGGAGUUACCCAGCCUUUGCUGGUUCCUUCUCCACAUCGAGUGCACGGAACAUCCUGGAAGAGUUGUUGUGGACUGUUUGAAGUGUUUUCCGGGUCUGGUGCAUAAUUCAAGGAAGCAGACGUGAAUUUCUUUGGAGAAUGCUGGGAAGGACUUCGAUAGAUAUGUUCGUAAUCAUUUCUUCUUUAAUUAUACUGUUUAAAACAAAUAGGCAAGAAGUCAGCUGAUGGAGUUAGUAUUUCAUUGAAGCAGCUAAUAGUUAGGUCCUAGAAUGUCUGAUUUCUCGUUCUCACAGUGGAUAUAGACCAAGGAUUUCUUUCUUGCGGAGGCACGGAAACCAUGAAGUAGCUAAUUUACUAGUUCAUGUGUUACUUUAUAUCUCAUCUCAUCUCAUGGGCUUGACUUGAAUGUGAACUUGUGUUGCAUGAUUUUGUGGCUUCCAAUAUGGUUUUGAUUUGUGGAAUUUUCAUCUUUGUAGCUC
Molecule: messenger RNA, 1634 nt
Organism: Sesamum indicum (sesame)
Lineage: Eukaryota; Viridiplantae; Streptophyta; Magnoliopsida; Lamiales; Pedaliaceae
Source: RefSeq, a predicted model, not a curated record